Arabidopsis arenosa is the source of this 1232-nucleotide messenger RNA. NCBI's taxonomy places the organism in Eukaryota, Viridiplantae, Streptophyta, Magnoliopsida, Brassicales, Brassicaceae. The record is from the annotation of a GenBank genome assembly.
CAAGUACUUACACAUUCAAUAGAUUUUCAUAAUCGCCAUUUCACGAUGAAAACCAUAUUGGAUAUUUCGAUCUUGAUAAAUUUUCUCUGUUUUGGUAUUGUGUACGGCCAAAAUUACAACGUACUCAAUUUUGAUGCCAAAGGAGAUGGUCAAACUGAUGAUUCAAAGGCUUUUCUACAAGCAUGGACUGCUGCAUGUGGCGGAGACGGGGACAUAAAAACACUUCUUAUUCCUUCUGACAAAACAUUUUUACUUCAACCUACCGUGUUCCAAGGCCCAUGUAAAUCUAGUUCGAUAAAAGUUCAGUUGGAUGGCGCCAUUGUUGCACCUAGUGAGAAAGUCGCAUGGUCGGACCCCAUCUCCCGAAUGUGGAUCAAAUUUUCAACUGUGUCUGGUCUAAUAAUCGUUGGUUCGGGAACGAUUGAUAGUCGUGGUUCAUCUUUUUGGGAGCUAAAUCUGAAAGCUUCUCAACGACCUACAGCAUUACAUAUCAGCAAAUGUGACAACCUGAGGAUAAACGGGAUAACCUCGAUUGAUAGUCCAAAAAAUCAUAUAUCAAUCAAAACAUGUAAUACUGUUGCAAUAUCAAAUAUAAAUCUUUUUGCACCCGAGACAAGUCCCAAUACAGAUGGGAUUGAUAUAAGUGACUCGACUAAUAUCAACAUAUUUGACUCUACAAUUCAAACCGGUGACGAUUGUAUAGCAAUCAACAGUGGAAGUUCUAAUAUUAACAUCACUGGAAUUAACUGUGGACCUGGUCAUGGGAUAAGUGUGGGAAGUCUAGGAGCGGGUGGAGCAGAGGCUAAAGUGAGUGAUGUUCACGUGACUCACUGCACUUUCAAUCAGACGACGAAUGGAGCUAGAAUCAAGACAUGGCUGGAAUCAUCAGUGGCAAUUAGUAAUGUAAAAUAUGUCGAUUUUCGCGGAACAUCGUCAAAUAAAAAUGCUAUAACGCUUAAAUGUAGUGAAACUACACAUUGUAUAGAUGUUGUCAUGGAUGGAAUUGAUAUUACCAUGGCGAAUGGAGGAAAACCUAAAGUUAAUUGCCAAUAUGUUGAUGGAGAGUCAAGUGAUACUGAUUUGAUGCGAGACUGUUUUAAAAAUAUCACUAGUUCUUAAUUGAGAAUGUACAUCAAAAGUAGUCUACCCACGUUAUCAAUUGAUGUCUUUCAAACGGUUGAAUUACAGUCACAGAUUUUUUUUUGUCUUGGCAAUCAAAACUAAAUACUUCU